Molecule: messenger RNA, 2256 nt
Organism: Sinocyclocheilus grahami
Lineage: Eukaryota; Metazoa; Chordata; Actinopteri; Cypriniformes; Cyprinidae
Product: presenilin-1-like
Exons: 10
Coding region: 62-1378 (438 amino acids)
Biological process (GO): Notch signaling pathway; protein processing; amyloid-beta formation
Cellular component (GO): membrane; gamma-secretase complex
Molecular function (GO): aspartic endopeptidase activity, intramembrane cleaving
Source: RefSeq, a predicted model, not a curated record
AUUCGUCUUUAAAUGAUGUUAUUUGAACAGUUCAGUUUCUAGAUUUGACAUAAGAUGAUGUAUGAACGAGCUCCUGCUGUUUCUAUGCUCCCUGGGUCCCUUCACAGCACCAAUGGCUGAUAAUGUGGACAAUGCUGUCAAUAAUGUGUCAAAUGACGGGACGGAGGUCAGCCGGCACACUGAGACGACUCCCGGCCGCAACGAGGUGGAGCUGAACGGACAGCCGCCCACCGCACAACCCCCGCAGGUGCUCACAGACAGCGAGGAGGACGAGGACGAGGAGCUGACUCUCAAAUAUGGAGCCAAGCAUGUGAUCAUGCUGUUUAUUCCCGUCACGCUGUGUAUGGUGGUGGUUGUGGCCACGAUCAAAUCGGUCAGUUUCUACACACAAAAGGACGGUCAGCAGCUGAGAAAGGCCAAAUUCUUCCUUGGAAGAAAUAUCACAAUUUAUCUGGUGAUCGUGCCUGAUGUUGAUGUUAUGAAAGCAUUGCUGCUGAUGACAGCUGCAUGUGUGUUUCUUCACCGCAGGGAAGUGUUCAAGACGUACAACGUGGCCAUGGACUACUUCACGCUGGCCGUGAUCAUCUGGAACUUCGGUGUGGUGGGAAUGGUCUGUAUCCACUGGAAGGGUCCGCUGCGGCUCCAGCAGGCCUAUCUGAUCAUGAUCAGCGCUCUCAUGGCCCUGGUCUUCAUCAAGUACCUGCCGGAGUGGACCGCCUGGCUCAUCCUCGCUGCUAUAUCUGUCUACGAUCUGUUGGCCGUGUUGUGCCCGAAAGGACCUCUGCGUAUCCUGGUGGAAACGGCUCAAGAGAGGAAUGAACCCAUCUUCCCUGCUCUCAUCUACUCCUCAACCAUGGUGUGGCUGUUUAAUAUGGCGGACAGCGCUGAGACCGGGAAUAAUUCCAGCCAUCCAGUUCCUCAGCAGGAGAACCAGGUUGCCAUGGCACCCACGGCUCAGCCGGAGGAUGAUGGCGGUUUCACACCAGCGUGGGUCAAUCAGCAGCAGCAUCAGCUCGGCCCCAUGCAGUCCACUGAGGACAGCAGACGAGAGAUCCAAGAGUUGCCCUCCGCACGCCCGGCACCUGUGGAAGACGACGAAGAGCGGGGUGUGAAGCUGGGUUUGGGAGAUUUCAUCUUUUACAGUAUGCUGGUGGGUAAAGCAUCAGCUACAGCCAGCGGUGACUGGAACACGACGAUAGCCUGCUUUGUGGCCAUUCUCAUCGGUUUAUGUCUAACUCUGCUCCUUCUGGCCAUCUUCAAAAAGGCCCUUCCAGCUCUCCCCAUCUCCAUAGCCUUCGGCCUGGUCUUUUACUUUGCUACCGAUAACCUUGUGCGUCCGUUCAUGGAUCAGCUGGCUGUUCAUCAGUUCUACAUUUAGCACGGAGGAGAGGUCACUCGUCACGCACUCCACUUUACAGCUAAUUCCCAGAAUCCUCUUGCAGGGAAUGUGAACCCUGUAGACUAGCACACCUUUCCUCUUCCUCUGGACACGUGACUGGAUUGGCUGGUUUUGCCAUUGAAUGGCUCCAUUAAUUACAGUGCCUCUCCAGUGACUCAUCUGAUCCUGAUAUUGGCUUUGGCAACAUCUUCGGGCGAUAUGCCGAACAUUUGUUUGUUUGGAGAAAACACAGACCAUCUUACAUGUAAAAAUGGAUGAAAGUGAUUGGCUUUAUCACUUCAUUCAAAGUUUGAUGAACUCUGGUGUAUGGACUGGGACCAGAGCUUGCUUUUUCCACCAGAUCUUGGAUUCACUUUCAAGGCAUUACAUUAAUUCCAGCUCUGAUAUAGUGAGCAUUAACCCAAAGCUCUUUGAAUGAUAUGGCUGCACGCACAGAGGUAGGUACUGAUCACUUUUGUUGGUCUUCUGAGAGUGCCUGUGAUGCUUCGAGUUUUAAUUUUUAACACCAACCAUUUGACCAUAUUUGAGACGUUGUUCUGGGCUACUCUAGCAUUAAAUCAAGUGCUGAUCCAAGCUACUGUUUUGCUCUCCUGAAAAUCGUGAGAGCGUCAUUUUGGAAUGUAUAAACCUUCUCUUUAAUUUCUUAUGUGUUUGGACAAGAUGUCAGGAGUUUGUUUGUUAAUUAAUUUUGUUGUUGUUUUGUUUCGUUUCUCUUUUUUUUUUUUUUUUUUACCAGCACAAUGGUUGAUUGAAUGACUUUUACUUUCAUAGUAUCCAUGCCUUUUGUCAUUUCAAGAAAAUGCAAAUUUUUUGUAACUAAAUUGAAGGAUUCACAAAUAAAGGGGUUGCUCAUUUGA